This is a messenger RNA of Leptidea sinapis, 685 nucleotides long. RefSeq names its product mitochondrial translation release factor in rescue. Gene Ontology annotation, cellular component: mitochondrion. Bases 191 to 607 code for a protein of 138 amino acids. NCBI's taxonomy places the organism in Eukaryota, Metazoa, Arthropoda, Insecta, Lepidoptera, Pieridae. The record is from RefSeq and is a predicted model, not a curated record. Gene Ontology annotation, molecular function: translation release factor activity. Gene Ontology annotation, biological process: translational termination. The transcript has 3 exons.
AAUGAAGUAUUAAAAUUGUAUAAAUCUAUGUUACAAUAUUCUAAGACUAUUACAUUAACUGAUGCUCAAUAUUACAAAAGAAGGGUUGCUGCUGAAUUUAAGAAUAAUAAGACCCUAACAAAUUUAGAUGAGAUAACACAUGCCUAUAGGAAAGGAGAAGCUUUAUUGAGAAGAGGUUCAAUUGUAUAAAAUGUUCUCCAGAUUUAGACUAUAUUGUAGAACUUUUCAGUCAACAUUCACGGCUUCCAAGCAUACUAUAGAUUACUCAAAGGUUCCAAAGAUUAAUGAAAACGAUUUAGAAGAGCAUUUUGUGAGGGGAAGUGGCCCUGGUGGUUCAGCUGUUAAUAAAAAUGCCAACUGUGUUGUUCUAUCUCAUAAGCCAACAGGGAUUGUUAUAAAAUGUCACAACAGUAGAUGUCAAGAUGAAAACAGAAAAAAUGCAAGAGAAAUGCUGAUAUCCAAACUCGAUGAUAUUAUGAAUGGUGAAGACAGUGUUGCAGUACAGAAAAGGAGAAUAGAAGAGAAAAGAGUAAAGAGAGCUGAAUAUAAAAAGAAGAAAAAGGCAAUUCUCAAAGAAGAAUGGAAGAAACGUGAAGGAUUAUCAUAGAUCUAUGCAAAUACAGUUAUAUAUAGUUAGAUAAAAUUCAAUAAAUUGUAUUAUUAUGUUGAAUAAUUUUACACAUUA